This is a messenger RNA of Lachnellula hyalina, 1536 nucleotides long. RefSeq names its product Flavin-containing monooxygenase. Gene Ontology annotation, molecular function: NADP binding; N,N-dimethylaniline monooxygenase activity; flavin adenine dinucleotide binding. NCBI's taxonomy places the organism in Eukaryota, Fungi, Ascomycota, Leotiomycetes, Helotiales, Lachnaceae. The record is from RefSeq and is a predicted model, not a curated record. The coding region runs from base 1 to 1536 and encodes 511 amino acids. The transcript has 5 exons.
AUGGCCCAUCCAAUAAAGCGUAUCGCGGUAAUAGGCGCCGGUGUAUCCGGUGUAUCCGCAGCAGCCCAUCUCAAAACCGCCGGACUAGAAGUGACAGUCUUCGAACGAACGGGUAAAGCUGGCGGAGUAUGGGUCUUUGAUGCACGCGUUGCGCCAGAACCUGCAUAUCCAUCACUCGUACCAUCGAUAGCAGAGACUGCGUAUUACGAAGACGUCGACAGUAAGCGCGGUGUUCCUAGGCACACGAGUGAGGAUGUGAGGGAGAAUAGUGAGAAUUUAAAGAUCUUGCAUGCUCCUCCCGGUCCGUGUUAUGAAUUACUCUCAAACAACGUUCCAACCGGGCUCAUGAAAACAACACUUAAUUCCUGGCCUCCUGGGACAGAACAGAUCGUUAGACAUAAUGUGCUAGCGGAAUAUAUACAAGACACGGCGGCCAAGACGGGAGUUGAAGGGAUUACGCAGUAUAAUACGAAAGUUGAGCGUGUGGAAAAGAAGGGGGAGUAUUGGGACGUUCGGACUGUAACUUUAGAUGCUGAUACACUCGAGAAGAAGACGCGGGAUUGGGAGUUCGAUGCCGUAAUUGUAGCUACUGGCCACUAUCACGCGCCGAAAGUUCCAGCCAUUCCCGGAUUGAAAGGUUGGAAGAAAGCAUGGCCAUCGAGAAUACAGCAUUCGAAAAGAUACCGGAGUACUAGAGGGUUUGAGGGCAAGUCCGUGCUUUUGAUAGGCGGUAGCACCUCAUCAUUCGACAUCGCAAAAGAGCUCGACGGCAUUGCAAAGACUAUAUACCAAUCCACACGGGGUGGUGAAUUCGAUCACCCAAUUUCGAUGCUGCCUCCGAGUGUAAAACGUAUUUCCGAAAUAAAGUCGUUCGAUCUUGGGCAACACUCUGGUCCUAUUCUCGAUAAUGAAGCCAUUCUAUACACAAUAACCUUAGUCAACGGUCAAGUUAUCAGCGAUAUCGAUAGAGUCAUCAUCUGUACUGGAUACCACUGUGCAUUCCCCUUCCUCUCCCCCUACCAUCGCGACUCUGUGCCAGCAUCCGAGGCAGACAAAACAGCGCUCGUAACAGACGGCACGCAAAUGCAUAACCUACACAAAGACAUUUUCUACAUCCCCGAUCCCACACUAGCUUUUAUCGGCGUGCCGUACCACAUUGCAACCUUUUCCCUAUUUGAUUUUCAAGCCAUCGCGGUUGCAGCUGUGUUUUCGGGGAAAGCCAAUACUCCAAGCGAGGAAGACAUGAGGGAAGAGUAUCUUAGAAAGCUUGGACAGAAAGGAUCUGGGAGAUCUUUCCACAGUUUGAGGGGAAAGGACGCCGAGUAUGUGGACGAAUUGCUGGCAUGGAUAAAUCCGGGAAUAGUUGCUGCUGGAGGGAAAGCAGCGGAAGGACAUACGAAGGAAUGGAAGGCCCAGUAUGAGCUUCUUCGUGAGAAGUUUGAGGGUCUUAUAGAGAAGAAACCUCAAUUGGCCCCUGUUGAGAAAAACAUUGUGGAUAUUAAAGCUGAGGUCAGGGAACCUGUUGAAGCGCAUUGA